Solea solea (common sole) is the source of this 2649-nucleotide messenger RNA. RefSeq lists its product as uncharacterized. NCBI's taxonomy places the organism in Eukaryota, Metazoa, Chordata, Actinopteri, Pleuronectiformes, Soleidae. The transcript is spliced from 27 exons. The record is from RefSeq and is a predicted model, not a curated record. The coding region runs from base 342 to 2312 and encodes 656 amino acids.
UUUCCAGAGAGACGUCUUGAAGGCGGAACUGUUGUCAAUCAGACGUCUUGAAGGCGGAACUGUUGUCAAUCAGACGUCUUGAAGGCGGGACUGUUGUCGGCACAGACUGGAUCUGCUAUAGUUUCUUUUAUGUUGGUGAGACGUUGGUGAAUCUGCUGCCCUCUAGUGCCUGCACUGCAGAAUGGUAUUUCUCACCACGCUGACGAGAAGAGACCAGGAUCCCGUCAGAGCCUGGGAACCUGACGGGUCCUGGUCUUAGGACAGAGAGCAGCAGAGAGCCGAGGGGGAAACAUCAUCUGUGUCCUGAAAGCAUCCACUGCAGGUUCUGAUUCUGCAGAACCAUGGCACCCUCCAGUGACCAGACGGGGUUUGUCGUGUUGCUGCUGUGCGUCGUCUUCUGUCUCUGCCAAGAAGAAUAUUCUGGAAACCAGUCAGGUGAGGAUCACACCUUUGAAGGCUCCGUCGUCGUCGACGCCUACAACAACAUGGCCUCACGUGCACCAGAGACGACGCGCCACCAUGAAGGGGGGCAGAGACCCGAGGAGGGCGACUAUGACCCGUACACGCCGGUCAUCCCCACCCAGGUCACCAUGAUCACAGAGGACACCGUCCCUUACGUGACCAUCGCCGAGUCCCACUACGCCAAAGAGGACACGGAGAUGAUGCAGUUUCCCAUCACGGAUUCGUCGGAGGAGUCCGGGGGCGACGCGGCGCUCGGAGGGGAGGGGCCGACGGACUGUGACUGUGAACCUGGAGAACCGGGAUUCGCUGGUUUCGCUGGACCAAAGGGAUCCAGAGGUCUGCAGGGUAAAGCUGGUCGACCAGGAAGUCAAGGCAGAGACGGUUAUAAAGGAACCAAAGGAGUUCAGGGAAGAGGAGGCGACGCCGGACCAGUGGGUGACGCUGGGCCUGAUGGAGAUGAUGGAGCUUCUGGUUUCUCUGGCGCCAUGGGAGAACCUGGACUUCCAGGUGAUCCAGGCGAGCGUGGAGAGCUGGGUCUGAAGGGCGACGUCGGCAUGGAGGGACCUCGAGGAGGAGGCGGAGCUCGUGGUGAGACUGGUCGUCAUGGUGAUGCUGGACCUACAGGACCAAAGGGAGGUAAAGGUAUCAAGGGAUCCCGUGGUGAUGAAGGCAAACAUGGUCCACAGGGACGAGACGGACAGAAGGGUCAGAGUGGAGCUCCAGGGUUUCCAGGAGACGUGGGUGACAGAGGCUACACUGGUUACCCCGGACAGCCAGGGGGUGUCGGACCCAGUGGACCAAAGGGUGGUAAAGGUGUGGACGGUGAGCGAGGCAGUGACGGUGACUCUGGUGAAGAUGGUCCAAUUGGAGUCCCGGGGCUAAUGGGAGAGCCUGGCCCAUUUGGUGCUAAGGGGAACAAAGGGGACAGUGGCGUGAGAGGUCCACGAGGCAGAGGGGGCGCUGUGGGAGGAGCAGGAGAGCAAGGAGAUGCAGGAGUGCCAGGCAAACCAGGACCUGAAGGCCUGCAGGGCCAGCUGGGAGCAAAAGGAGAGACAGGACCCGGUGGUGAUCAGGGAUCGGACGGCAAGAGAGGCAUUAAAGGGGCCAAAGGUCAAAAGGGAAACGUGGGCGGGCGAGGCGACAAAGGACAGCGUGGACUGAAGGGUGCGGCUGGUCGUGAUGGAGUCUCUGGACCCGUGGGUCCACCGGGACUCCCAGGAACCAGAGGAGAGCUCGGUCCGAGUGGCGACGGGGGCCUUAAAGGCCGAGCAGGACAAAAAGGAGUCCAAGGUCCCUCAGGUCCCGGUCUCAGUGACGAGCAGGUCCUGCAGCUGUGCCGCGGCGUGGUGACGGCCCAGAUCUCGCAGUACGCCGCCUCCAUCCGGACCAAGUGCUCACAGGGCUGCCCCGUCAACAACCGCACGCUCAUCGGGCCCCCGGGGGUCAGAGGUCAACCAGGCUCACCGGGCAAACCUGGAAAAGCAGGAAAAGCUGGAGUGAAAGGAUCCAGAGGAGUUCAGGGCGAUCGAGGACUGCAGGGACAGAGCGGAGCUCAGGGAGAGAGAGGUCAAAAAGGAUCUAAUGGUGUCGCAGGUGAUCCAGGUAAAGGACUUCCAGGACCUGACGGACCACAAGGCCUCACAGGUUUCCCGGGUCACCCAGCAGAACCCAGGAACGGCGUGGACGGUCCCCGCGGUUCUCGUGGGUUCCCCGGAGCGCCGGGUCCACGCGGCGCGCUCGGGAUCGCCGGCGUUCCAGGAUUCUGCGAGGCGCGGGACUGCGGCAUCUACGCCGCGGUGACGCGUAAAGAGCAGGGUCUGGUGAAAGGACCGGUCAGUGCAACAGUCUGAACACGGGACACGCAGUCAGAGCGCCACCUGCUGGAGAGGUCCGGUCCAGCGCAGUCAGAGUAAGACUGGAAGGAAACGAGCGUCACGUUUCACGACCUCGUGGAGAAUCUGAGACUUUUGCACAGUUUCAGGAAAACGUUGAACAAGGAUGUUUUUUAUCUCCCAACAGUUUUGUUGUAUCUUGAUUUUUGAUUUUAAAGAGUAAACAAACCCUCGCUUAGUUCAGUUUGAAUCUAAAAGCCCAAAUUACAAAAAAGAAAAACUAAAUGUCAUGUAAAUAUUUUGUAAAGUGUAUCAAAUACAUGUUUAAUAUGUUCUAAUAAAUUGUGUGAUGUUG